Messenger RNA from Clavispora lusitaniae ATCC 42720, 1845 nucleotides. RefSeq lists its product as uncharacterized. The record is from RefSeq and is a predicted model, not a curated record. Lineage: Eukaryota; Fungi; Ascomycota; Pichiomycetes; Serinales; Metschnikowiaceae.
AUGUCUAUCAAUAGCUCUCAAAGGCCUACAGCUAAACGGUCUCCAUCGAUCCUCGUUACUGAUGCGAGAUCACACGUUGUUAAUGGUGUUAGAGCACCUUUUGCAGGUCACAAUUAUAGGAAGCAGCAGCAGCUUCAGCAACAACAAUCAUUGCAUGGGAGUCACCAGCAACCAAAUCUGCAUUACAGCUUUCGCAGGAAGCUUGCUUCGAGGGCCAACAAAUAUACGGAUAUAUCUGUCGAUAAGUUAUUGAGCAAUUCUAGCGAUAUUCCCUCUGGUCAGAGCCGAUUACCACUUUUAAACCAGGGCUCGGGACAUUUUUCACCUCCUCAAAGAAGUUUAUCUCCAAAUCCACUGGAGCAGGUCAUUGCCCCGGACCAAAGACGCAGAAAUAUCAGAAGCAUUCCCAAACUUUCCCAAAGUUUGCCAAUUAGAACAUCCAAGACUUCGCAGCGGUUGGUAUUGAUUCCUGAUGAAUACGGCGCUACCCCUACUGUAAGACUUGAAUCCUCUCUACAAGGAAGUGAUGCCAAGAUUGCAGAAGUGCCUCCUCAAACUUAUAGAAGCCGCGCAGAACUCAUGCUGAAAGAAGCAAGGGCUAAAGAACUCAGCAGAGUGACGGCUUAUUUCAUUUGUGAAGAGUUCAAUUUAGACGCACUUCUGGAUUUCUUGAAAAAAAAUCACGAAGUGAAACCAAGACUUUAUGAUGAAGCUCUUUACGUGCCGUAUGCUCUCCCGCUUCUUCCUGGGACAGAUGGGUUCCGUGUAAAAUCGAACGAUUCAGCCAAGUCUCUAUCGAGCAAACGCUUAGUGGAAAACAUGAUAAACAAAAGUGAACAGAGAAAUCACUUAUAUGAAUACUACUCGGGCGUCGAAACCCCAGAGGAUGCCAACAACUACUCAAUGGAUCCUGAGGAAGGUACGUCUGAAAACAGUGGACCAUUUGACCCGUCCGAACCACAGUUUUUCGCUCCGCCCCUAUUAGCAUCUGACAGCCACAGCGGAAGCAAUGAGAGCUUUCAAACACAAAAGUCCUCAGAUUCUCUGGACCGUGAGGACGAAGAAAGUAGCGCUCAGUCAAAACAUAAACCAAGGGAUUCUAAAAGCAGUUCAUCGAUGGACCAAACAGAACUCACAAAGCAUCAUGGAGAAAUGUUCGUGCUUCGUUAUGGUAUUGUCGUGUUUUGGAAUCUUUCUGAGACACAUGAAAAGAACAUUUUGGCCGAUUUAGCCUUUGCAUCGCAGACACCCGAGCCGCUUCUUAUCAAUCCUAUUAGUGAACAGGAUAUUGAAACUGAGGAGUUCCAUUUUGAGUAUGAUCCUCAGAUCAGCCGACCAAGAAUCUAUAACGACAUGAUCACCCUCAGAAGUGGAGACCAUUUGAUCAAAUUGACCAUGUCGUAUGCGAUUGCACAGCUGACUAAGCUAUGCCUUUUUGAGAGCCGCAUGGUCCACAGCUUGCUGCUGAUUUCAAAACUUCCAAAGAAGCUUGCUUUGACUGGUAGGCUAGGUUUAAAACGUCAGCAGAUUUUGAAAAAGUCGGGAAAACUUUUCAAAUUGAGAGUGGAUGUCAACCUUUCAAGCUCUAUCUUAGAUACUCCGGACUUCUUUUGGUCAAUUGAACCAGCAUUGCAUCCAUUAUACACUGCAGUUAGAGAGUAUCUUGAAAUUGAGCAAAGGGUUCAAGUUCUCAAUGACCGGUGCAAAGUAUUCUUGGAAUUUUCAAACAUCAUCAGUGACAGUAUUAACGAAUCAAGCACGACUAGGAUCACUAUGAUGAUCAUCAUAAUCAUCUUUUUGAGUCUUGCUGUGAGUGUUUUCGAGUUUGUCUUAGAUAUACUCUAA